This is a messenger RNA of Aspergillus steynii IBT 23096, 336 nucleotides long. RefSeq lists its product as uncharacterized. The coding region runs from base 1 to 336 and encodes 111 amino acids. The record is from RefSeq and is a predicted model, not a curated record. The transcript has a single exon. Lineage: Eukaryota; Fungi; Ascomycota; Eurotiomycetes; Eurotiales; Aspergillaceae.
AUGCCUAUUCGGGACGAAGCGAAGUCACGUGCACAGAACCAGCGCCAAGUCCAUCACGUGGCCAUCAGCCAAUCAGAGGCGGUGCGGUCUGUCGUCCAUUUGCCAGUGGACUGGAGACUCAUCUUUCUUCCAAUUUCGCCCCUGAUGUUCGUUGCCAUCGAGCUGACAAUUCGCUUCCUCAACCCCAGCUUGCCGUUGUAUGCAGCACAAAGGUCUCUUGGUCCGUCGGACUUCCUAUCGCCCCUAUUAUCUCAGAACCCUACCUCGAAUGAGCCUGUUUUGAGAUCCCCGACGAGAGUGGCCUGGGCCGCCUUUAUCCACGAGUUCCACUCAUAG